Molecule: messenger RNA, 2709 nt
Organism: Alternaria burnsii
Lineage: Eukaryota; Fungi; Ascomycota; Dothideomycetes; Pleosporales; Pleosporaceae
Product: mfs general substrate transporter
Exons: 2
Coding region: 1-2709 (902 amino acids)
Biological process (GO): transmembrane transport
Molecular function (GO): transmembrane transporter activity
Source: RefSeq, a predicted model, not a curated record
AUGGCGGAUUAUGACUUCAGAAAUGGCGAUUUUCCUACGAGAGGGCCCGUCGUGCUGGGAGUUUCGGCUGCCACGCUUGCGAUAUGCUCCGUCUUCGUUGGCUUCCGUCUAAUUUCCAGAUUUCUCGUCGUCAGAAAACCAGGAUGGGACGACUACACAAUGAUCCUUGCAUGGGUUCUCGCAUUUGGCGCAUCUUUCUCUAUAUGCUAUGGCACGACGAAAGGUUUGGGACGAAAGCAGGAGAACAUACCCCCACAAUGGCGGGAGCCCAUGAAGCAAUCGUCAUUCGUCUUCUCGGUCCUCUAUAACCCAGCUUUGAUGGCCACCAAAACCUCAAUUCUCCUCUUCUACCUCACGCUGUCCAGGACGCAUAAAGUUUUUCGUUGGGCCACCAUCACGACUCUUGUCGUUGUCAAUGUUGGUGGAUUGGCUUUGACUAUUCUAAACCUGCUUCAAUGUCGCCCUAUUGGUGCUGCUUGGGAUUCUCCAGUUCCCGAUACAGCUCACUGCACUAACAUAGUCACGAUAUAUCUUUCCUCAGCACCGCUCAACAUCAUCACCGACAUAGCCAUUCUAUUUCUACCCAUGCCCAUACUCACUAGUAUGCGGUUGCCGAAAAAGCAGAAGAUAAUACUGGUCAUCACGUUCGGUUUCGGUAUCUUUGUCGCAGUCGUCGAUGUCAUCCGUAUCGCAUACCUGCAAAACGCUCAACGCGAUACACUCGAAGCCGCUCAACGUCAGUCUUCUGAAACUGGCAACGAACAGAGAAACACUGGCGAUUUUGCCUGGUUUUCAUCUUUAUCCUUCAUGUGGAGCACUGUGGAGAUCAACCUGGGCAUCAUGUGUGGAUGUGUUCCUGCUCUGAAGCCGCUCGUCAGAAGAUUCCUCCCUAGUUGGAUUAUCGAUCAUACCAUGCGCGACAACACGACACAUACAAGCGAUGAGGCCGUACUUCAUCCCGACAUUCUUGACUCUCGACGGCGGUCAGAUCCGCUGACACCUCCCGCCUCUCCGCUCAGCAAACCUCCUCUUGCUCGCAGAAGCGGCGGUGACGAGCCUAUGGGCAUGAUGGAUUUUUUGACUACGCCUGACAUGACUGAGCUACCUCAACUGAGGCCAUCAAACACCAAUGUUACCUACGCAACGACCGCACGCACUCAGCGCCAACCAACUUUCUUCGACUUCGUCAACACUGGACAGAAAAAGAAUAUUACCUUACGGAGCAACCGCGAGAGCGUAUACCCUGUGAUAAUGGUGACCAUACUGUUCUUCAUCUGGGGUUUCGCCUAUGGCUUCUUGGACGUUCUUAAUUCCCGCUUUCAAGAAGUAGCCCGCACAAGCGAAUGGGAGACGGUCGGUCAACAUAGCGCCUACUAUGUUGGCUAUAUUGUGGGACCUUUAACUUUCGGACGGAUCGUCUUCAAGACUUGGGGGUUCAAAGCAUGCUACAUGGUCGGUCUCUCGGUCUAUGCUUGUGGAACACUCGUCUUCUGGCCUUCCGCUGUACUCAACUCUUUUCCAGCGUUCCUUAUCUCAAAUUUCAUCACCGGUGCAGGGCUGUCAACCUUGGAACUCGGCGCAAACCCAUUCAUAGCCCUCUGCGGGCCACCUGAGUAUGCUGAAGUGCGACUCAAUCUAUCACAAGCUGUUCAGGCUGUUGGCACAAUCGCCUCCCCACUUUUGGCGAAGAAAGUACUCUUCCCUGCCAACGCUGCGAGCCUGAUCGACGUGCAGUGGACAUACCUCGGCAUAUCCUUUUUCAACAUCGUCCUUGCGAUCGUCUACUUCUACGUACCACUUCCCGAAGCUAACGAUGAAGAAUUGGAACUUGCCAGUCAACGUACUGUACCCUUUGCCCGCGAGGCGACCAUCAAUAUUGGAUCCAAGCCAGUAAAAAUUCUCUGGAUUGGUCUGGGUAUGGCGGUCUUUUCACAGUUCUGCUAUGUCGGCGGUCAAGAGUCCACUUCCACCUCGUACAAGGAGUACAUCAAUCGCGUCUCGCCUUCAGUGGAUUACGUAUCACAGCAAGCCUAUGGACACACAGCGUUUGCAGUCUCUCGAUUCCUGGCAGCUUUCAUCGACAUUUGGGUGAAACCGCGCUUCAGUCUCUUGGUCUUCUUUCUGGGCGCGAUUGCCUCCGCUGCUGCGGCCAUGCAUGCUUCGGGCAGUGCUGGUGCAGCAGUCAUUGUCAUUGUCAUGUUCUUCGAAGGCCCGCUAUUCCCUCAGAUUUUUGCACAGGGUAUACGGGGUAUGGGCAAGCAUACGAAAGAUGCUUCCGUACUUCUGACGGCAGCUAUUGGUGGAGGAGCCGUCAUCCCUCCAAUUAUGUACGCCGCACUCAAGAUCAACAAUGCACAAUACGCUUUCUGCGUCAUCACGGCAGCCUAUGCUGGUGGUGCAUUGUAUCCUAUCUACCUCAACUUACUACCGGCAUCCCGGAAUCUCUCCGACCCUGUGCGCGACGAAAAGACGAGGAAAGAAUCGGAGGCUGGUGAGAAGCGACGGGGCUCCACAGGCGAGAAACUGAGGACAUGGAGUAAAGUCAAGAAGAGGCUAAGUUUAAACAAGGAAGAUGAGAGACUGCCCUCUGUUGAACACAGAGAAAGGCGCAGUUGGCCCGAGGGAUUGGCGCCGCGGAGUGACAGCUUGGCCAUCGAACCUGUGCGGACUCGUACACCGAGCUCAUCAGGUUCGAUGAGCAGCAGUUGA